GAGGAAAUUGUGAUAAUGAUAGCGUGCUGACAUGUUGUUCCAACAAGAACUCUAGCAAGCAUGAUUUGACAUGACGAAAAUGAAACGUUUUCCAGUGUGACUGCAAACGUUACGUAUGCGUUCUUUAAAACAAAUUUUAGUUUUAAUUUAGAUUAAUGAAUGUUUUUAAAACAUCUCUAAAUUACUAACGUGAAUGAGUGGUCUAACCACUUUCUCCUGGGAAUUGGAAAGUUCGAUAUCAAAUUGAACAGCAUUAUCUGUUCAGCAUGCUUCCAAUGUUGGGAGGGCAGCGAAACAUUUCUGCCAACAUGUCUUGGACUCCUCCAACUCCAUCUGCCACACUGCCUUUCUUGGGAUAUUUUGGAAUGAGCCCUCAGCCUCAGUCUCUUCCAUUUUUUAAUCAAGAAAAUCUCCCUUUCUCUGUCCCAACUACACUUUGGAACCAAGGGUGGAAUGUGCAGCCGCAGACCCCAGCGGUUCAGACCCAGUGCUCAUCUGGACGUCCAAUUCUGGGCAGGCGAAAUGAACCUAACCAGCAAAAAGAAUCCUCAAUCAGUAAUGGUGGAACCACCAAUGGGCGUCAUUCUUUUGAUUCUCUGGUAAACACCGGAGAAGAAAUCGAUAGAGGACUGAAACGCUCCAGACCUCCAUCACCCCUGGACAACUGGACCCCAAGUACCAAUCAGGGAGGACGCAAGUGCCCAACCCCUUCCUACCCCAUGGUGGGACUCAACACUUCCAUUCCACCCCCUCAAUUGUCUCGGAGCAAGGAGAGCGAGCACUUGUUCCACCCAAUAUCACAGACCACCUGCAACCCCGUGGAGCUCCAUGUCACUAACCUGGACCAGAGUAUUGAUCUUCGAGAAAUGAAGAAACUGCUCAUGUCUGCCUUCAGAGAGCAUGUUAUGGUGCUGCACGUAUCAGUGUUUGUUCAGUCAGAUGGCACUCUGGCUGCUUCGGUCAAGGUGCCAUCCAUGCAAGAUGCUCAAUACGCCAUCUCACAGCUACACAGACGUAAAGUGGGCUUCAAACGCAUCAUGAUAGCCCACGCCCACUCUACCACUCCACAGAACCCUCAGUAUAUCAAAAACCAGAUCGUCUCACUCCUCCUCGAGGUUCCAGGCCAUAAGAUGCCGCUGUUCACUUUCCGAGAGCUGUUCGCUAGUCGCUUCCUCACCUCGGUUAGUGUCUCGGAUCUGUAUCGGAUGAGGGAUGUGUGCAUCAUCACCGAGGAGAAUAACGGGCGGACCAUCUCUCUGAAUCCUGAAUAUCGCAACACUCCUUCCCCUGCGUCCUCCAGUGAGAACGGCAGCCUAGAUCUCCCUUUCUGCCUGCGUCACUCGCAGCAGCUGGGAGCAGGUGAUAAGGGGUGGGCCGAGCAGGAGCAACCCAGUCUAGCCAACGUCAGGGUGCAGCUAUCUGUCCUGUCUGAGCGUGUGGCCAGCCUGGUACAGAGUCAUGACAACUACCUCCCUCUAGCCAGCCUAAUGGACUGCUAUGCAGCCCAGUUCGAUCCGCUGCCAGUGGACGAGCAAAGUGUGCCCUUGGAACACCUUGUCACUUGCAUCACUAACGUGGAGCUGGUUCACUCUGGUAGCAACAAGCAUCUGCGCUUGUGUCCUCAGAAGCCUCCAGUGGAUAACAGGAAGGAUGACUCGCUAAUAAUGUGUGUGAGUCCCUGCUUGGCCAAACAAGUCACCCUGUUUGCUCGAGAGUUGGUGGACCUACUGAAGAUGCAGCCCCACUGUCAGCUCACAUUCAACCGGUUCAUCCCGGCAUAUCAUCACCACUUUGGGCGGCAGUGCCGAGUCGCAGACUAUGGCUUCACCAAACUGAUUGAUCUGCUGGAACAAUUACCUCAUGUUGUUCAGGUGAUGGGGGAGGGUAACAAGCGAGUUGUGACGCUGUCCCAUAGAGCUCAAGUGCGUCGCUUCACCUCAGACUUGCUACGUGUGCUCAAGUCACAGGCCAGUAAACAGCUGUUAGUCUCCGAGUUACAUCAGCUUUUUGAACGUACACUGGGUCGCACAUUUGACCCAGUCGACUACGGCCUAUGUUACCUGGAGGACUUACUCAGUCAGCUGUCUGCCAACAUCGUACUGGUGUCAGGAGAGGGAAGCGAGCUUACCAUUGCCAUCCCUAAACGUGAGCAGACACCCGAGGAGAUAGAGAGAACUAAACAGUUCGCAAGUCAGGUGAUAGAGCUACUGAGCCACACACCACAGUGUUCCAUGGAGUUUGCCAAAUUCAUCCCGGCUUACCAUCAUCACUACGGAACACAAUGCAGAGUCGCUGAUUUUGGGUUUACCAAACUAAUAGAGCUUUUCGAAGCUAUCCCACAAGUCGUAAAGGUUGAGGAAGAAGGAGAAGGUGUUCGGAAGGUAUCUCUGACCCAACCAGAGAAACUGAAGGUUCUGGCCAAUCAGAUGGCUGAGUUGAUACUACCAAGGUUUCCUCCAGGUCUUUCCUUAGAAAACGUCCACUCUGCUUACCUCUGGCAGUUUGGCUAUGCUCUCAAACCAUCCGCAUACGACUGCUCCGAUCUCCUAGAACUCCUAGACAAGUUGCCUAAUAUUAAGGUUAUAUCUUGCGGUGAUGGUUCAUCUCUCAUCACUCCCAUGGACCACAGCAAGUCCCGCACACAGUGUUUGCGUAUCCUGCGCAUCCUGUGGGAACAUGAUGACGGGAAGAUGAGUCUUGCAGAGUUUGAACAGACCUUCCACCAGUACUACCAGGAGCCUUGUGAACAAAGCUUUCUGGAAACUGAGAUGGAAGGGGUUGUUGAGGUGGAUGAAGACUCGGUGCAACUAAUGCCUCUGCAGCUGUUUGCUCGUGAUCUGUAUCAGCUGUUGUGUGCAUCUGACGGCCGCCUACUACUGAGUGGUCUGGAAACAGCGUACCGGCACAUGUACGGUGCUUGGCCGGCACCGGGUCAACUGGGCUACCCUUCUAUCCCUGCUCUACUGCCGGCUUUGGACCACGUUGUUUCAGUCUCAGGUCGUGGUACCCGGCGCACCCUGAUGCUCAACACCCAGUUGGCAGCUGUUGGGAUCUCAUUGCCCUCUAGCCUAUUGAGGAACGGAGGACCUCACUUCAAUAGUACCACUUCAGACGUAUGUACUCACUCAGAUAUUCCGUUCCGGCGUUCCAAUUCACAGUCACUCCUGAAAGGAGUUCACCUUAAGAUGAAUGGUGACAAGAGCCGACAAGAGGGAGCAUGGAGCGUCUGGAACGGAAAACGGAUCAAUGGAAACUGUCUACAUUGUGGUGAUGCUUAUGACCAGCUUACUGUAGUACACCUGCCUGAACCUCGUACGCCUCCUAGCAAGGAGGAAUGUAUGGCUCUUCUAUCUCCAGCUAAGUUUCUGCUUCCAGCCAACACCUUUUCCUUCCUUCCCUCUCCCCCAGACCCCUCAGAACUACCCAGGCCAGGCCACUUCAAUCUCACCCAGGUGCACGAUGGCAAGGACACAGUAAGCAGCUCAUCUCAAGAUGAUUCAGAUGUUAACGAUCAGGUCAAACGUAAGCUACGUCUUGCAGCCCACUUUCACACUCCCAUCCAGCUACAAUAAAGUACCUAAUUCUUAUAAAAAUAUAUUGUCUUUCAGCAUUUUGCAUGGAAUGCUAAGAAUUUCCAACUACUUCCAAUGGAGUGACUGUCAUUCCGAUUUUAUAAUAAUCCCAUUCUUUAUUACCGUAGGAGUUUUGUUAAAAUUUAUAAAUUUUAGAGUCAAUGUUGUAAUGUUUUUAGUCGUAUGGCUGAUUAUUAUGCUUCCCCUCCCUCAGGGCUUAUUUUAAUUUCUUUACUAUACAUUUUGCAUGAUUUUAAUAGUUUUGCAUUUCAUACUUGAAUGCCCCAGAUGUUUUUUUAAUAACUGAAUCUUAUUGUUGUAAGAAGCAAUAGUCUUUGGCACUUUUAACUGCAAUGGCAUUUGUUUGCAGGGUGUGCCCCAUUAUUUUACACUCUUUUCAUUUAGAAUUUGAUGCCGUACAUUUACAUUUAUGUGAUUUAAUGAGAAGAAUCAACUAUUAAUAUUGAACUUAUUUAUUUCAUCAUCAGUUGUUGAAUAUUUGUGAUUUUUUGAGAGUAUGCAUGAGUUUUGUGAGUAUUAGCAUAUUUAUUUGCUUAUAUCUGUUACAAGUAAUAAAAGAUAUAUUUUGUUUUAUUGAAUA
Messenger RNA from Homalodisca vitripennis (glassy-winged sharpshooter), 4173 nucleotides. RefSeq names its product meiosis regulator and mRNA stability factor 1-like. The record is from RefSeq and is a predicted model, not a curated record. The transcript has 22 exons. Lineage: Eukaryota; Metazoa; Arthropoda; Insecta; Hemiptera; Cicadellidae. Bases 267 to 3572 code for a protein of 1101 amino acids. Gene Ontology annotation, molecular function: nucleic acid binding.